Messenger RNA from Pristis pectinata (smalltooth sawfish), 6408 nucleotides. RefSeq lists its product as uncharacterized. Lineage: Eukaryota; Metazoa; Chordata; Chondrichthyes; Rhinopristiformes; Pristidae. Bases 2650 to 6408 code for a protein of 1252 amino acids. The transcript has 5 exons. The record is from RefSeq and is a predicted model, not a curated record. Gene Ontology annotation, molecular function: protein binding; GTP binding.
UGCGGACGUUGUUCCCUUAUUCAAGAAAGGGAAUAGAGAUAGCUCAGGAUAUUAUAGACCAGUGAGUCUUACAUCAGUGGUUGGUCUGGAUGAUGAAUCAGUUUACAUGGACGUGGAGAGAGACUUGGACAACAGUCAGGCACGGGCUGUUAGAAGAUAAGUAACAUUCAAGCCACAGAAGCACCAGGCAAAGACCACCUCCAACAAGUCUAAUCGCCUACUACUGGCAUUCAAUGGUAUUACCACCACCACGUCAGUCUCUGUGCAGUUUUGGUCGUCCUGUUCCAGAAAGACAUCAUCAAACUGGAGAGAGUGCAGAGGAAAUUAAUGAUGCUGCCAGGACUCAAGGGUCUGAGUUAUAGGGAGAGGUUGGGCAGGCUGGGACUUUAUUGUGUAGAAGAUUGAGGUGACCUUGUAGAGGUGUAUACAAUCAUGAGGGAUGUAGAGAGCGUGGACGCACACAGCCUUUUCCCAGGGAAGGGGAACUCAACACAGAUCCUACAUUAAUUCCCAUUUUAUUCUCUAUCCCCAUGAAAUCCCCCCCCCCCCCAGAUUCUACCAGUCACCCAGCUUCUGGCAACUGCCCCCCCUCUGUCCCUUUUCUCUUUUCUCUCUGCUCCUGGACCAACCGGCCCCCAUCACCCGAUCUCUUUCCCCUCCACCCUCUCCAUUUGCCCAUCACACACACACUCCUCCCACUGCCUCCCCUCCCCACCUCCCUCCCUUAUUUGGGUCCAUGCUGCACCUUCCUCUCCUGUCAUCGGCCUGCAUAUAUGGUCUGUGUACAUUAGUCAGUAUACGUUGGCCUGUUUUCAUCGGUUGGUACAUAUUGGCUUGAAUGCACUGGCCUGCUUAUAUGGGCUGUGUCCACUGGUCAGUAUACAUUGGCCAAUCUACUUUAGCCUUUCUAUGUCAACCUGUCUGUCUCAGCCUUUCGACGCUGGACUGUUUGCCUCAGUCUGUUUAUAUCAGUUUCUCCAUACUGGCCUGUCUAUCUCGAUCUGUCGAUAUCAGCCUCUCUUCUCCACGCUGCCGACACUAGCUUGUACAUUAACCUGUCUAUAUCUGACUGUCAAAUAGAGCCUUUAUUGACUACCUUGUCAAUUUUGGCCUCUGUUUAUCAGCCCGUCAAUAUCAGACGUUCUAUAUCGGCUGGUCGGUAACAUCCUGUCAAUGUGGCUCUGUCUACAUCAGCCUGUCGUUCUUGGCCGUUCCACAUUGACCUGACUACAUCCACCUGUUCCCAUUGACCGCCUUAUAUCUGCCUGUAAUAGGCAUUCUAACUCAGUCUGUCUGCUCAUUAUCAAGUUCUCUAUAUCUGACUGUGUACAUCAGACUUCAUUUAUCACUACAUCUCCUUUCCCCUGUCCAUAUCUGUAUCAGCCCAUCCGUACCAGGCCCUCUAUAGCGAUCUGCUUGUGCCAGGCUGUCAAUAUCUGCCUGCCUCCAGAGGCCUAUUUCUCUCAGCCUGUUUAUAUCACGCUAUCUGUAUCAUCAGCUUGUCAACACAGACCUGAAUAAAGCAGACAGUCAAUCUCGGUGUUUCAGUGUUGGACAGUCGACAUCAGCCUGUUUAUAUGACCCUGUCUAUAUCCCACCUCCAAUCUUUUCCAGCCGGUCUACAUUACGCCACUGAUAUCAACCUGACUACAUGUGCCUUUUCAUGCAGUCAGUAUUGACCUGCCUGCAUCUGCCCAUCUCCAGGAUGCGCUUUAAAAUGUCUGCCCCUUCUGCACCUUUCAUACGUGGGUGGCACAGUGGUGCUGCUGGUAGCGCCUCUGCCUCGAAGUGCCAGAGACCCAGGUUCAGUCCUGCCCUCGGGGGUUGUCUGUGUGGAGUUUGCACGUUCUCCCUGUAACCGGGUGCUCCAGUUCCCUCCCACCGUGGAGGCUGGUCAGUCAAUUGGCCUCUGUAAAUUGUCCCCAGUGUGUAUGUGGGGUGUUUGGAGGAGGGGGUGAAAAUUUGGGAGUAGGUUUAGUAAUUUCAGAUGUACCGAGAUACAGCGAAAAGCUUUUGUUUGCUUGCCAUCCAGACAGAUCUAGCUGGUACAUCGAGCUGAUGCAAAAUGAAACAAAAACUGAAUUCAGAAUCUAGUGUUACAGAUACAGAGAAAAUGCAGUGCAGGUAGAGAAAGACAAAUAGUUGGAAAGAUUGUAAAAGCAGAUACAAUGUGCAAUAAUCCACAUUAAAAUAGUGUUAAGAUUUUUUUGGUACUUUCAUUAUUGAAAAUAUUACUUCCAUCAUCAUUCUGUUCACUGUUUCUCGGAAAGUCUCUUUGUGUAGAAGAAUGAAACUGAUGAAUGAAACAGAAAGGUAGUUUGCAGAACUGCGUCCCAGUCUGCUGCAGAGUGGGAAACCACUGCAGCCCUUGCACAAUUCUGGGACAUCCUUUCCCUGCAUAUAUGCCCACUUGCAUCGGUGUCAACUCCAGGAUCUGCUGAAAGCGUCUCGGCACAUCAGAGCUCCCAGCACCGGGCUUCUAGUCAGCCCUAUGAGGUUCCAAGUCCGACCGACGUGCUGAGAGGGCUGGAGGGGACUGCCAGCAAGACCAUCCAUACAACUGACAAGCUGCAAUCCCCUGUCAGCUGCAGACGGAGGCUUCAUCUACCAGUCACUGAGUUUCCUGCGUCUCCAGCUCCUGGUGCAGUGAUGAAUGAGGUCAGGCAACUGGCCACUCUGGGCCGUCCGUUCCAGUUGGGAAUGCUGUACGACUGCCGGUCAGACACCCUGAUCCCAGGUGUCACCUUGUGGGACUUACAGACACUGCAAAGCAACCUCAAUUGUUGUGCUCAGCCCAGCACUGAGUUUCAUAUCAUUGCAUCAGACUCCAUGGAGAAGAAAGCCGCUGCACUCAAUGUGUCGGGAUCACUGAAAGCCAGUCUCCUGUGUGGGUUAGUGGAGGUGAAAGGAUCUGCAAAAUAUCUAAAUGACUCAAAGCAAUCAAAGAGACAGGCACGUGUUACCCUUCAGUACAAAACAACAACCAGGUUUGAACAACUGACGAUGAGCCACUUAGGGAGACAGAAUAUUGCCUACCCGAGUGUGUUUGACGAAGGGUCAGCAACCCAUGUCGUUACAGCAGUGCUGUAUGGGGCCCAGGCUUUCUUUGUCUUUGAUCAAAUGGUUUCUUCAGCAGAGAAGAUGCAGGAUAUUCAGGGUAAUAUGGAGGCGACAAUUAAAUGUCUUCCAAUGAUUGCAGUUCAGGGUGAUGCAGCCCUAACAAUGACAGAGGAACAGAAGUGUCAUUCGGAGAAAUUUAGCUGCACCUUUUAUGGGGAUUUCUCACUGAAAAUCAACCCCACCACAUUUCAGGGUGCCAUCGGUAUCUAUGCAAGCCUCCCAAGCUUACUUGGAUCAGGUGGGGAGAAUUCAGUGCCCGUGAGAGUCUGGCUCUACCCUCUCCAUAAACUAGACUCAAAAGCUAUUCAGCUGGUGAGGGAGAUAAGCGUGGGAUUGGUCAAUCAGUGCCAGCAGGCCUUGGAACAGUUGAAUGAGACAGUGCAGAGAUGCAAUGAUAUGAUGAAUGACAGCGUCACCAUUCAGUUUCCUGAGAUCAGGGACAGGAUACAGCAAUUCCGAGAGAUGUGUCUGGAAUACAAACUGGUUUUCCAGAGGACUUUAGCCAGAGUUUUGCCGUCCAUCCGGGGAGGUGGGAAGGAGGAAUUAUUACUGGUGGAUAUACUGCAGAACAAGGGACAGUCACCAUUCAAACACCAGUCAUUGAUCACAUGGCUGGAUGACAAGGAAUGUGAAGUGAUGCUGGUGAGGCUUUACCUCAAGAUGUUGGAUGAUAUUCCUAUUGCAAUCGAUUACCUCCGAUCUCACACAGCUCAGAAAAUGCAGACACCAACUCCUGCUAACGAAGCCUGUGCAUCACAACACGACGAGCAGUGGUUUAAUUCACCGUCUACAAACGAGAAAAUGAAGGACCAAUGUCAGUCAUUCCUGGAUUUUGCCACUGCCAACAAAGCAAAUGGGAAAAUAAAAUUCCUUGUUGCUUCUGUGAAGGACGACAGCAACCGAGGAGCAUCUAUUUACCUCUAUGAAGGAGGGUCUUUGAAGAACCGGUGCUUUGAACCCCCGUCACAGCCCCAGAGACCUACAACUAUUGGAACCACUCAUGACAGUGUGACUCUGCAGUUACAGCCACCCAGACAUGGUGCUGGUGAGAUUGUGGGUUACACGGUAGAGUACAGAGGGCGGUGGCAGGAGGAAUGGUCAACUCCACAUACACCGGAUAAAUCCCACUCCAUCACAAUACCUGGGUUACAGCUACACCAGGAGUAUCAUUUCCGAUACAGAGCAGUGACCAAGGUAGGGGUCAGCAAGGUGAGUGAUAGCUGCAGGGCCAUGACACGUCCGACAAGCCCACCUGGGAAACCGGUCUUCCAGGAUUUUUCAUCCAGCGCAACACUCUCCUGGAACCGUCCAAGCCAGAUUGGAGCUAAUGUCAAAAUAGUUCAGUACAGGAUUGAGUAUAGAGAAGAAACAGCAGUUGGGUCCAACACGGAGGGCGGACUGUGGGAGGAAGUAAAGACAACCGACAGCCAAUGUCACUAUCAUUUCAAGGGUCUGAAACCUAAUACAGUCUACAGAGUCCGAGUGUCUGCUGACUGUGGAGAAGCAGGUUCCAGUGCACCAAGUGAAGCAGUUUCAGCAAAGAUAGGAAAUGAAGCACCCGGAAUAGCCCAGAAACUUCACAGAGAAGCCAAAUUAAUAUCCAAAGGACACCCUUCCAUUUACAAGCUGAACCUGCAGAAGGAGGUAUUUGAUCGAUCCAGACACCUUGAGAAAUGUUCCUUUGGAAAAUGCAACAGAAAAGGCAAUAUAAUAGGUAACAUAAAAUGCUCAAUGAAGACCAUUAUGGUUCUGGGAGCAACAGGGUCAGGGAAAACGGCCCUCAUCAAUGGGAUGAUCAACUACAUCUUGGGCGUGGAAUGGACGGACGACUUCAGAUACACGUUAAUACGCGAAGAGACAGGAAAAUCCCAGGCUGAAAGUCAGACAUCCUCCAUCACUGCCUACCAGCUCCACCAUCAGAAAGGAUUUAAAAUCGAUUACUCUCUGACUAUCAUUGAUACGCCUGGAUUCGGAGAUACCAGGGGGAUGAGCCGAGAUCAACAGAUCACUGACCACAUCCGUGAGUUUUUCACCUCACCACAGGGUGUUGAUCAGAUCGAUGCCGUGUGUUUUGUUGUUCAAGCCGCUUUGGCUCGCCUGACCCACACACAGAAAUAUAUCUUUGAUUCAAUUCUUUCUAUUUUUGGCAAAGAUAUUGCAGAGAGCAUUCAUGUACUGGUGACAUUCGCAGAUGGACAGCGUCCUCCCGUUCUAGAGGCUUUGAAAGUAGCUGAGAUACCGUGUCCCAAAGAUAAAAACGGUAUGCCAGUAUACUUCAAGUUUAAUAAUUCUGCCACAUAUGCUCAGCGUCCAGACUCUGGAAACUCUGCAAACAUGGGAAGUGUCGAUAACAGCGGGAACACAGAAGAGGAUGAUGAUAACUUUGAUGAGAUGUUCUGGAAGAUGGGAGCAAACAGUAUGAAGAAAUUCUUUCGGGCUCUGAACACAAUGAAAGCAAUAAGCUUACGUUUGACCAGAGAGGUUCUGAAGGAACGUCAGCAGCUGGAGGCUGCAGUGGAGGGACUGCAAAUAAAGAUCCAAGUCGGUCUGACCAAAUUGGAGGAACUCAGGAAAACGCAGCAGGUUAUGAACCAACACCAGAUCGAACUGGAUGCAAAUAAAGACUUUGAGUAUGAGGUUGAAAUUACAGUUGCAGUACAGGAGGAUAUCAGUGGGACUGGGAAUUACAUAACCAACUGUCAGAAAUGUCAAUUCACCUGCCACUAUCCCUGUCAAAUUCCUAAUGAUGAUGAAAAAAGAGGAUGUGCAGCAAUGGACAGGGAUGGGAACUGUAAAGUCUGUCCCCAGAAAUGUGUCUGGAGUGUUCACUUCAACCAGAAGUACAGGUUUGUGUAUAAAACAAAGAAAGAGAAGAGAACAUACAAAGAGCUGAAAGAAAAGUACGAGAAGGCCUGUGGCGAGAAGAUGACAGCACAGAAAGUCAUCGAGACACUUCAGAUUGAGUUAACUGAGGUUCGGAAUGCAGUGCUGGAGCUGAUACAACAAUUAUCACAGAGCAUUGGAAGACUUGAGGAAAUAGCUCUGAGACCAAACCCGUUAUCCACCCCAGCUUACAUCGACCUCCUGAUUCAGUCUGAGAAAGAAGAGGCAAAGUCUGGGUUCAUGGAGCGAAUUCAGGCACUGGGGGAGGUCAAGAAACAGGCCAUUUUAAUAGAGCAAGUUGCCAACGGAGAGCUGUCAAUAGACGAGUUGAAGCAAAAUACAAAGGGAUCUCAUGAAGGAACUGUAAAAUGGAUUAAGAAGAAGUUUGCGGAUGUGCUUAAUUAG